AUGCCAUACUAUCCACGUAAUAUGCUUGGCUAUGGUCAACAUCCACCGAAACCUUGUUGGCCAAAUGAUGCUUAUGUCGCUGUUCAGUUCGUUCUUAACUAUGAAGAAGGCGGUGAAAAUAAUAUUUUACAUGGAGAUUCUGCUUCGGAAGCAUUUCUUUCUGAAAUUGUUGGUGCCGCUCAAUGGCCUGGGCUUCGCCAUUGGAAUAUGGAAUCUAUCUAUGAAUAUGGUGCUCGCGCUGGGUUUUGGCGUUUACAUCGUCUCUUGACAGAAAAGGAAAUACCGGUUACUAUCUAUGCUAUUGCAACUGCUCUUAUGCGAUCACCUACACAAGUCAAAGCCAUGCAAGACGCUGGAUGGGAGAUAGCUUCACAUGGCUAUAAAUGGAUCGAACAUAAAGAUAUGUCCGAAGAAACUGAGCGUACGCAAAUUGAUGAAGCCAUUCGCCUUCAUACUCUCGCUACUGGCCAACGUCCAACCGGUUGGUAUACUGGUCGAUGUUCUGUCAAUACUGUUCAUCUUGCUAGUGACGAAGGUGGAUUUGAAUAUAUUUCAGAUACGUAUGAUGAUGACUUACCCUACUGGUAUGAACGUAACGGUAAACCACAAUUGAUUAUUCCUUAUACAUUAGAUGCAAAUGAUAUGAGAUUUGCCACUCCACAAGGUUUUAAUUGUGGUGAUCAAUUUUAUACUUAUCUUAAAGAUUCGUUUGAUACACUCUAUGAAGAAGGAAAGCGAGGCAGUGCAAAGAUGAUGACUAUUGGCUUACAUUGCCGUUUAAUAGGCCGUCCUGGUAGAAUCGCUGCUCUAGCUCGUUUUAUUGAUUACAUAAAAAGUCAUGACAAAGUGUGGAUACCCACUCGAAUUGAUAUUGCUCGGCAUUGGAAAAAAAUGCAUCCAUACGUUAAACCAGAUUUGGUCCCAUCAAAAUUAAAUCGAGAAACAUUCAUACAUCGAUUUGGAUCAAUUUUUGAGCAUUCACCGUGGAUUGCAGAGCGUGCUUUUGACGGAGAGCUUGGUCCAGCUAAUGAUAACGCUACAGGUCUACAUUUUGCUUUACGAACACAAUUUCGUGCGGCAUCUGACGAUGAACGUUUGCAAGUUUUAGUUGCCCAUCCAGAUUUAGCUGGCAAGUUAGCUGCUGCGAAACUUUUAACAGCUGAAUCAACAAAUGAGCAAGCUUCUGCCGGUCUUGACAUGUUAACAAGUGAAGAAAAACAGAUAUUCACUGAAUUGAAUAAUAGCUAUACAAAAAAAUUUAGCUUUCCAUUUAUAAUUGCGGUAAAAGAUAAUACGAAAGCAAGUAUACUUGACGCUUUCAAAUGUCGACUUGAUAAUGAUCGAGAAACGGAAUUUCAAACAGCUUGCGCUCAAGUAGAACGUAUUGCUUAUUUACGUUUGAAAGCUGUCUUACCCGAUUAG
Molecule: messenger RNA, 1422 nt
Organism: Rotaria socialis
Lineage: Eukaryota; Metazoa; Rotifera; Eurotatoria; Philodinida; Philodinidae
Source: the annotation of a GenBank genome assembly